This is a messenger RNA of Ostrea edulis (European flat oyster), 679 nucleotides long. RefSeq lists its product as uncharacterized. Bases 12 to 611 code for a protein of 199 amino acids. NCBI's taxonomy places the organism in Eukaryota, Metazoa, Mollusca, Bivalvia, Ostreida, Ostreidae. The transcript is spliced from 5 exons. The record is from RefSeq and is a predicted model, not a curated record.
AUCGUGGAAAGAUGGAUGCUCUGUCAUCAUGUUUGCUCUUGGUUCUGACUUCAGUUGUAGACAAUGUGUCGUCUGAUAUGCGCUGCAACAAACGGAUUCGAAAAGCUGACCUAAGGCCAGAGAGUCUGGACCACAGUAAGCUAACUGGACAAUGGUACAAAUGGAUGGAUACGAUAAACAGUCCCUCCCACAGCACAUAUUUGGAUUCUGUUCUUCUCUGCAAUGGAACGUUAAUAAAGACUCUACAUCAAUGGUUUCCGGACUCCAGAGAGUGCAGGAUUACGACUGUGAUACAUAACCCGGUCAUUUCCAAUUCAUCUGGAGCAAUGACUUCAGUCCAGUUCCAGGUCAGCAGGAUGUCCACAAAUGAGACACUGGGGAUGAUGACAGUCUUGUACUUAUGCGAGGAUCCAAUGGAGGGAAUUCUGAUCAUGCUCCGGCAGAAACUGUCUGGUGAACUCGCUUACCUCGUCUAUACUCGUAAGAAGGAUCCCAUCCCUCUUUAUCACGGUGUCAGGACCGCGUUACUGGCUCUCAGUUUGGAUCCUAAGGACUUCAACCUUAAAUCCAGAAAUUACGGAUGUGAGCAGAAUGGAAAACAGGAAAAAUAGACUGUAAAUCAACACACUUGGGUAUCCCUGAAAGAUGAUUUUUACAUCUCAGUUUUAUUUUUCAUUAU